Pyricularia oryzae 70-15 is the source of this 1998-nucleotide messenger RNA. RefSeq lists its product as uncharacterized. The coding region runs from base 274 to 1596 and encodes 440 amino acids. The transcript has a single exon. NCBI's taxonomy places the organism in Eukaryota, Fungi, Ascomycota, Sordariomycetes, Magnaporthales, Pyriculariaceae. The record is from RefSeq and is a predicted model, not a curated record.
CAUGAAGCUUCUUGCUGUAGCUGAUUUUUGACUUACGGUGUGUUGCCAUUUCGGCAUCAAAAUCCAAUUGAACACUUUUGAAAAGCAGUAACCGCGAGCAGGCUGUGCGCGGCCACAUCAAGGGCGACAUUACAGAGCAAGCGAUUGCCAUCAAUUUCGGCCCAGCGGACGACAAGAUUGAGAGAGUGCGUGAGAGAUAGAGAGAAGAGAUAAAAAAAAAAAAAAAAAAAAGACACCCGCCAAUCGGCUGAUUAAACCGCGUUGCAGCCGACAAUGAAGCCGACAAGGCCGCUCGCCUUGAUCAAGAACAUUUUCGAGGCGUACCAUCAACCUGUCCCUCUCAGCCCAGAAAACAAACAGCAUCUUUAUAGCAUUAUCACAACGUCCUUCCGAAGGCAGCUCGAUCGAAAGCUCGGAUUACCAGCUGAACAGCCCCCUCAAGACUCGCAACAACUAGAAGCCGCUAAAUCGUUUGAAAACACUUCCAACUUGACGCUAUCCUCUCAUGAAAAAGAGCCUCCUGAAAAUGAGCCUCGAGCGCUAUCUGGCAGCCAACACCUCCGCUCGAUUCUUUCGAAUCCGCUGUUUAGCUACGAUGUAUCAAAGAGACCGGCAGUACGGUCGCGAUGGGAGAAGGACCCAAUGGAUAUCUUCCAGGAGGCAGUUGCCAGGGGGCUCAUGACUCCGUUACGCGCUGCUGGUUGUCUCAAAGCCAAACGUCGUCAGAUAAUGCAAUCAUCUGCCAUGGAUCCUGUUGAAGUCAUGGCGUCCUCAGGCGCUGGACAGAGGGUCGUGGAGUGGCUACGCUCCUCGGGCUUGGAGAACAACCUUGUUUCUAUCGGCGAUGGUCCGUUGAUGAAACACCUCAUACCAUUCUUGGUUGCCGAGGGGAUGGAGAAUACGGUGUGGGUUUGGUUGGAUAUGCUUUCUCCGGAUGCCAAGGGCCUUAGUCGAAAGUACGUAAGAAAACAACGGAGGGUGCUCUUUGAUGCCCUAGUUGAGAGCAAGUAUACGGGCGCCACGAGUAUGAAUAACGCAUAUGCCUGCGUACUGAAAGCCAAAGAGGUCUUCCCAUGGAGUAAAGAGGAAAACACCCCGCAGUACAUCCUAUCGAGCUGGAAAAAGGUCGCCUGGGAAUCCACAGUUUUGGCGUGGAAACAUCUCACAAAGCCGUCUGCAAAGUUGUUCGAACCGUUCUACAGCAUUGGACAAGAGGAAGUCUCUCGCCAGGAAAAUGGACAGAACUUUCACAUCGAGGUGGCCCAUCUCGCUUUACACCACCCUACAAAACCGAGUGCUGACGACGCACUGAAGCUUCUGCUUGGUAACGACGAUGUUUGGCAUACUUGGGCGAAGCACUACCAGGCGCUAAAACCGGGCAUUAUCCCUAAUAACCUGACUAUCAGAUUGCGGGCUUUUGGCCUCGAUGCCAUCAAGGUGUGUGCCUCGCAAGGACAAACAGCUCAAGCAGAGAGCCUUUUAGAGAAAAUGGGUCCGUUCUUAAGAGAUGACUUCCAUCUGUCUGCCGAUGAUUUACAAGACUACGAGGACGUCAUGGCGGAUUUUGAUCCUGACCUUAUGCGAUCAUUUCGGUAAAUGAGGGCCCAAUAAGGUUAACGAGCGUAUGGUCUCAGGCAUGCGUGUGGAAACCAGAGGUUUUCCCGACAUGAAGCUGCGUGUCUCUCUGGCACUAGUCCAGAAACAAGGUGCUGAGGCCUCACGAAGACACGAACAUCAAAGGCUGCAGCCAGUCAGUCGGCGUCGCGCCAAGCUCCUAGCUGUGGUGCCGGGAAGUGGUCGAGAUGGGGGCACACGAAGCAAACCUGAGCUCUCAUCACAGAUCACAAGCCAAGACAUGUGUCUGUUGGAUUUCAGUUUUCCAUGCAUACACAGCGUCUUGUGCACAAUUGUAUAUCAAGGACUUCAUUUUUUUUGAUAGGUUCAAUCAAUUCCUUUUUACGUGUAUAGGUAAUUACAUACCUGGGUGCAUAAUACCGC